UGAUACUACAGUAUAUAAGACGUCUUGCCUGCCAUAAUGUGCAAAUACAUCUCGACACCACCAGAGCCAAGCAGAACAGUCCUAUUAGCAUUGUCUACAUCAUUAUUACUAACACCAUAUCAUCUAUUCCAUAUUUUAAUCGCUUGAAAUGGCAGCCGCAGCGCUACGACCGCAAAUUGUGGAUGGCCUCAUAAUAGGAGGGGGCCCAGCAGGCCUCAACUGUGCCCUUACCUUCGCCCGCCUCCAAUCUACAGCAAUAGUCUUCGACAGUUCUACAUACCGCAACGAAGGUGUAAAGCACAUGCACACGGUUGCCACCAGGGACCACUUCGACCCUCAGGAGUUCCGACGCAUUGCCCGUGACCAAAUCGAAUCGCGGUACAAGAGCGUGUGGUUCGAGAAAGCCAUCAUCACGCACGCCGCGAAGAAACUCAUCGGACCGGACGGAAAGUACGAAGGUUUCCAAAUCAAAGACGACCAAGGCCGGACUUUUGAGGGAAAGAAGUUGAUCCUCGCAACGGGUAGCAAGGAUGUAUUGCCUAACAUUCCCGGCUACAAAGACAACUGGCCGUCGCAUAUCUAUCAGUGUUUGGCCUGCGACGGAUACGAACAACGGGGAACUCCUAUAGGAGUCCUUGAUUUGCAACCUUGGACAUCCCAUUUCGUACAUAUGGCACAACAGCUUGAUGACAGGGUCACUGUGUUUACAAAUGGCCCCAUCCCUGCUACUCUUCCGCCACCUAUCGAGAGGUCAUUGAAGAUCUCGAAGGUCUUCGGUGCAAAAUUCGACGAGAGAAAGAUUAUUCGCAUGGUGAACAACGGUCCUUCUUAUGUUGAGGGUAUAACGCUGGAGUUUGAGUUGGGAGAGCCGGUUACUUUGGGUUUCGUGGUAGAUAAGCCGCCGGUUGUAAACAGGGCACAGGAUCUGAUUGAUCAAUUGGGAUUGGAAACUGUACCCUUGGAGCAAGGCGGGCACUUGAAAGUCAACUCUAUGAAUGAAACAAAUGUUAGGGGUGUUUUUGCAGCGGGCGACACUACUGUCAUGAUGAAGCAAGUGGUGAUUGCCAUGGCGGAUGGACUCAAGGCAGCGGCGGGAGCGGGAAUGCAAAUUGCGGAGGAGAGAACUAAGGAAGCAUUGAAGACAUUCGAAAAUGGAUCGGAGUAACUUUUGAAGCAGUUCAUAAUCUUUUCACUGUCAUACUCUUAGCAAAUCUUCUAAACCAAUAGAAUGUUUUGGUUCGACAAUCAAAUAAAAAC
Molecule: messenger RNA, 1257 nt
Organism: Aaosphaeria arxii CBS 175.79
Lineage: Eukaryota; Fungi; Ascomycota; Dothideomycetes; Pleosporales
Product: FAD/NAD(P)-binding domain-containing protein
Exons: 1
Coding region: 149-1165 (338 amino acids)
Molecular function (GO): oxidoreductase activity
Source: RefSeq, a predicted model, not a curated record